AAUCAUUAUACUGAGCGAUCUUGGCGAUGUUGCGUCUCACAGCUAAGCAGGCCAUGAGAGCCAGCUCCCAGCUGGCAGCCACCAGAAACCCGGAGUCAUCCUCGUACGUGCAGCAGAUCGAGGCGGAAUGGGAAACCGCAAAGCCCUUCAGGGAAAUUCCGGGACCGACACGGUGGCAAUUAUUUCGCGGCUUCCAGAAGGGCGGGCAGUACCAUCAACUGGAACUGAAUGAAGUGAUGCGCCUGCAUAAGCAACAGUUUGGGGACAUAUGCUUGAUUCCGGGACUUUUUGGUAUGCCGUCUACCGUGGUGUUGUUCAAUGCGGAAAACUUCGAGAGGGUUUAUCGCACCGAAGGUCAGUGGCCCAUCAGGUGCGGCUCCGAACCCGUCCUCCAUUAUCGUGAUAACAGAAAGGAUGAGUUCUUCAAGGACUGCGUCGGAUUAUUCAGCAAUGGUGCCGAUUGGGGAAAACAGAGAAGCGCAGUCAAUCCCGUUCUCAUGCAGCAUCGCAACGUGGCUGUCUACCUGAAACCGAUGCAGCGGGUCAACCGUCAGUUUGUCGAUCACAUCCGGAAAAUUCGCAAUCCGGAAAGCAAGGAAAUGCCCGGCGACUUUUUGAACAGCGUGAAACAGCUGACCUUCGAAUCGGUGGCGACGGUGGCCCUUAACAAGGAAUUGGGACUCCUCCGCGGAACCAAUCAGCCUCCCGAGGCAGGGAAACUGUUCAAGAAUAUAGAAAUCCUUAUGGAUUCGUUCUUUGUGCUGGGCAUGAGACCCUCGGUUUACAAGUAUAUUUCCACGCCCACUUAUAAGAAGUUCAGUCAGGCCAUGGAUGAACUAUUCGACACCUGUUCGAUGUACGUGAAUGAAGCCAUAGAAAGGAUUGAGAAGGAAGCGGACCGAGACAACUCUAAGGAUUAUAAAAGUGUUUUGGAACAGUUGUUGCAAGUCGAUAAGAAAUUCGCCACUGUUAUGGCCAUGGACUUGCUGAUAGGAGGAGUGGAUACAACCAGUACGGCCGUAGUCGGACUAUUGCUAAACCUGGCCAAGGAUCCGGAGAAGCAGCAGAAGCUCAGGGAGGAGGUCUUAAGCAAAUUACCUUCCCCGGAUAGAGAUUUCACUUUGGAGGACAUGAAAUCUCUCCCUUACCUAAGGGCGUUCAUCAAGGAAUCGAUGCGUGUGUACCCAGUCACCUUCGCCAAUGCCCGAUCUGCUGGAGCAGAUGUAGUACUUAAUGGUUACCGAAUCCCAAAGGGAACACAUCUAAUGAUGACCAACAGCUUGCUACUGGACGAUGAGCGCAUAUAUCCCCGGGCCAAACAAUUUAUUCCGGAACGCUGGUUACGCCGGAAUGACGUGGAACAGGGCAGUUCGGGUGUCCUGAUGCACAAGAACACUAGUUCCUUCAUAUACAUACCCUUUGGUUUUGGACCCCGCUUGUGUGUGGGCAAGAGGAUCGUGGAUCUCGAACUCGAACUAACGUUGUCCAACUUGGUGCGAAAUUUCCGGAUAGAAUUUAAGCAGCCCAACGAAAACCCGUUUAGAUGCACAUUUAACUUUGUGCCUAAUAUUCCCCUUAACUUUAAGUUCACUGACUUAAAAUAUUAACAUUUAUAGAUAUGACACCUUUGGUUAUUUCUUUAAAAGUUCUCAACAUAAAGCAUAUGAAACAGUUUUGCCGAAUUUAAAUGUUGGACGAAGCCUAAUUCUUUAAAGUUAUAAAAAUUUACAGAAUCGCAAUUUACUAUCUCAUGAUUCAUAUACUUGGUCCCAAGGUGCCAAGCACACUCCAAAUAAGAACUUCCAUGUUUUAUUUUUCCAUGCAAGUCUGUCAUUGCUAUCAGCUUUAUCUGAAAUAUAUUCGUAUUUCUUUUGUCUUACUAUAAACAAUUUGUGAUUUUAACUUUAAAUUUAAGUAUUUAAAUAAAAGAUGUAUUGAUUGUUAUUAAAAAUUUAGUUUAAGAAAAAAAAAAAUUCUCAAAUGAAAAUAACAAGCUCUCCGAGCGCCUGAACUCAGGACAUUCAAA
This is a messenger RNA of Drosophila biarmipes, 2026 nucleotides long. Its product is annotated as probable cytochrome P450 12c1, mitochondrial. Lineage: Eukaryota; Metazoa; Arthropoda; Insecta; Diptera; Drosophilidae. The transcript has 2 exons. Gene Ontology annotation, molecular function: oxidoreductase activity, acting on paired donors, with incorporation or reduction of molecular oxygen; iron ion binding; heme binding. The record is from RefSeq and is a predicted model, not a curated record. Bases 27 to 1607 code for a protein of 526 amino acids.